AUGACAAAGUCUAUUUCAUUAUUCAUAAUUUUAGGUGAUUUUGCUAUCGUCAAGUAUUUUGUAACAAAAUAUCCAGCAACAAAAAGACAAACUAAUAAAGCUGGCCUGACUGCUUUACAAAUCGCACAAAAACUCAAAUUUACAAGGAUUGCUGAACUAAUCGUAACCGGAAAAGACGUACCUGAAUCUUUAAUUGAUGAAGAUAAUGCUGAGCCUAAGCAUAGUUAUGAAACACUGAAACAAGCAUCCCGAGAUGGUAAAGUCAAAAUUAUCAAAGAAUUCAUCAAGGAACGGUACGAAUCGAAAGAGGACAAGAGACGAUUAUGCUAUGAAUUGAUUCAAAUCGCUAAAAAAGUCCCACAAUAUGAAAUUGUAGAUAUUCUUGAGCCCUAUUACAAAAAAGAGUUAAGAACUGAAAUUGCAUCAGAUAUGGAAGUAGGCAGCGCUGUUACAUUGAAUAGUCAUUAUAAGAAAAUCUUGCUGGGAUUUUUGAGUGGUCUAAGUAGUGUUAUUGCCGAUAGUCCAGUUGUGCUUGAUCCUAGUGAUCCCAAUACGUACCGAGAUCUUUUCUCUGAUUUGACUUCGAAUGUAAGAAAACGUUCACAAGAAUUACAGCAAGUCACUGAUGAGCAAGAUGUAAAGAAAUUGAUUGCACAAGAUUCAGCGAAUACAGAACAACAAUUAAUAAAAAUUAAUGAAACAUUAGAACAAUUGUUGGAGAAUAAAGAGUCUUUACAAGCUCGUAUUGAAGAUACCGAGGGGCGUGUUUUUAAACAGCAAGAUCUAACAGCUUUACAACGAAAAGAACUUAUUCAAGAGAGAGAAGCUCAUAAGCAACAAUUGGCUACGUAUGAAUGCUCAAUAUUUUUAUUUCAACGUCAACAGGAGGCUAUGUUGAUAAGACAAAAUAUGAUGAAGUUCAUCAAAGGCAACACAAAUAUGACACUGUUCUAUCGAACAAUUGAAAACCGUUUGCAGGCUUUGUUUGUCAGUAUUCUAGCGGCACAAGGCGGUCACGUGAAAAGGGAAACGGCAACCGUUAAUACGAUGUCAGCAACCAUUCCUUUCGCGAAUCUAGUGAUAUCUCACAUAAAAUCAGCACUUAUUCCUACUCUAUCAAAACUUAACGAAAAAGAACAGAAGCAAGCAUGGGCCAAUAUUUCAACUUUGGGCAAUUUUGAGGAACUCCAGCGGAUUGCAUCCGACACAGCCGGCAUGGUAACACUCUACUACAGAGAACAAAUUCAGUCGAUUGAUCCAUUCCAAAAGAUUAAGAGCAGUUAUGUGUUUAAUUACAAAAUCAAAUGGAUCAAAGAAAUAUUUUACGAUGCCCGUUCAGAGAGUAAUGAAGAGAUGGCAGUUACUAUGGUUGCUGAAUAUGUGACCGCUUGGAUAAUCGAUGCUCUCAAGGCGGGCAAAACAGAGAUCGACACGUUUGAAUCUUUGCCACAACAACUUUGGCUACAUAUAGCUAAGAAAAAUACAGUUGAUCAAGAAGCAACCACAAAAGCAACAGAUGUUGUUGAACAUUCGGCCGGAAAGCAAAAGAUUCCUGUGAAGUUCAGAAAUUCAUUGGACAAAGAAUACACGGUACAAGUACCAUUACGAUACCUAAUCGGCUGUGUUUCUGUUUUUGGUAACAAUGGUAGUAUUUAUCAAUGCCCAAUAGCGAAAAUUUCUUCCAAUACUGAACUCCAUGAUCUGGAAAUAUUCCGCUAUGUCUAUGUUGCACCAUUUUCAUCCGAUGAAAAAGUAUUUCAAUCGAUUGUUGACGAACGAAAACUGCACGUAGCUGGAUAUGAUAACCUUGGAAAUAUUUUAACAAGAUUCGAAGAUAUUAUUGAGCAUGCACAAGCUUAUGUCAGCGGAAAUGAUGAACAUGCUAGCAAAUCAUUAAUCACAAAAGAAACGGCUAAUCAAGUAGCCGAAGUACUUCGUGAACAAAAGAUCUUCGUCGAUGCCAAAGAUGUUAAAGGAGAAUUGAAAAGAGCACAAGAAACCAUUGAAUUAAGUAUUGAUGUUUUACGUGAAAAUAUACAAGAGCAAACAAAUUUCUAUGAAACAUCAAUCAAAGCUGCUCAUGAACAAAUUAAACUAGAAUCGAUAACAAAUAGAGAAGAAAUGAAAAAAGAUAAUGAAAUGCACUAUGAUCAAGGAUGGAAAAAAUUGAAUGAAAAGUUGAAAGAUAUUGAAAAACAUCUAAGCCAACAAAUCGAAAAACGUGUGAACGACAUCGAACAAGAAAUGCGAGAGAAAACUAAAGAAAUUAUAACAAUUGCUGAAACAGCAAACGCUCAAUCGUUUCAAGCAACUAGACACGCAACUCAAGCAACUCAAAUCAGCGAAAAAUUGGCACAAGACGCAGCACAAGCUGCAGUCAGUGUUCAGAAUUUAGUAGAGUCAACCGAACAACGACGCCAAGAACUUCAGCUCACAGCCAAUCAAUGUGAAACUACAGUAAAGCAAACGGUUGCUACACAAAAAGAAUUCUACGAACGAAUGAUCUUGGAAAUGCGUACAAAACUCGAACGUGAUGUUGAACGUGCGAAAGAAGCAGCCCGCGAAUCUGCUGCGACUGCUAAAGAAUCAGCACGAGCUGCUCAAGAGUCAGCAUCAUAUGCGCAAGAGGUUCAAAAGAUAACAAAAAAUCAACUUGAAGUUCAGAGGAGAGAAACCGAGAAGAUACUUGCAGAUGUUAAAGAAAUGCGGCAGCAGAACGAAAGAGCAGUGCAUGAUGCUCGAGAAGCUGAAAAACAGGCAAAGCGAGCCGCAGAUGUAGGCACAACAGCACUCGAAAAAGUAGAAAAAUUAACAAGAAAAGUAUAA
Rotaria socialis is the source of this 2826-nucleotide messenger RNA. The record is from the annotation of a GenBank genome assembly. NCBI's taxonomy places the organism in Eukaryota, Metazoa, Rotifera, Eurotatoria, Philodinida, Philodinidae.